Molecule: messenger RNA, 3551 nt
Organism: Oncorhynchus gorbuscha (pink salmon)
Lineage: Eukaryota; Metazoa; Chordata; Actinopteri; Salmoniformes; Salmonidae
Product: receptor-type tyrosine-protein phosphatase alpha-like
Exons: 23
Coding region: 455-2992 (845 amino acids)
Biological process (GO): protein dephosphorylation
Molecular function (GO): protein tyrosine phosphatase activity
Source: RefSeq, a predicted model, not a curated record
GGAGGGAGAGGAGGGGCCAGGACUGGGAAUUCUCUGCUUCCCAUCCCUCCUUAAUGCAGACAACAUGGCGGACUAAAAGAUACGGCUGACCCGCCCGGAUACAGCGAAUAAACAGUGGGAUUCACGCCCCCUAUACUCAAGGAAGACGGAGAGACACCAAUUUGUUAGAAACACCCUCGGGAACAUUGAGGAAUUUUUGGGACCGUUCAAGUCAUUCGUUAACAUAAACAUACUUGCGAUCUGUUGCCUCCAAAUUGGCGGUCUGUCCCAGAUCGUUCAUAUCACCCAGGCCCCCCACCCCACAUACACACACUAUUGGUUCCUGGGGUGUGAAGACAGGGGCUGGGGUUUAGAACGUGGAAAAAAAGGAAGAAAGAAUUGCACAACUGUAAAUAUUCAGGAUUGUGCAAAACCAAACGGAAGUCGUGGACCACACUGUGCGAAUGAGUGAUUGAUGCCAAAUUCGCUCCUUAAGGGCAGUAUGGGUGUGUGUCCCCUGCUCCUGCUGCUCAGUGUGGCCCUCGGGGUCUCUGUCUCAGCCCAGGGACCAUCUCUCACCCCCGCAGGUCCAGUCUCCACUGCCAAACCCACGGAUUCUCCAGCCACCACCCUCCACAAUGUUCCAAUGGCAACAACCACCACCCCUCCAACAGCCGCAACGACACUGACAACAACCAGCACCGCAGAGGGGAACAUAUUGACUGCAGGCCCCAGUGUCACCCAGGUGCCCAUUCCCCCUCUACCACCCCCUGGCCCCACCAUAGCCCCCCAAGUCCCCACGGGUGCAACCACUGCCCCGCAACCACCCCCUGCUCCGACCACGGUCAGUCGGGGUGGGGAGAAUGGGACCACACUCUCUGCUCCGGACAGUCACACAGAUCCCUCGCUGGAGACCACCAUAGAACCUACGGUGGAAGCCACGUCGCCCGACACUACUAGUGACACUACAACAGGUGGUGGAGAAGACGGCACAGACCAAAAUACGCAAUCAGAUGACACGCCCAUCAUUGCGGUGAUGGUGGCUCUGUCAUCCCUGCUCGUCAUCGUCUUCAUCAUCAUCAUCCUCUAUAUGCUCAGGUUUAAGAAGUACAAGCAGGCCGGCAGCCAUUCCAACUCCUUCAGGCUGACCAACGGUAGAUCAGAUGAUACAGAGCUCCAGAGUGUGCCGCUAUUGGCCCGCUCGCCUAGCACCAACAGGAAGUACCCACCCCUUGUUGUUGACAAGCUGGAGGAGGAUAUGAAUCGUCGCAUGGCUGAUGACAACAAGCUCUUCCGGGAGGAGUUCAAUGCGCUGCCGGUGUGUCCCAUCCAGGCGUCAUGCGACGCGGCCUCUAAGGAGGAGAACAAGGAGAAGAACCGAUACGUCAACAUCCUGCCAUAUGACCACUCCAGGGUGCAUCUGUCGUCUCUAGAGGGAGUUCCAGACUCUGACUUCAUCAAUGCGUCCUUCAUCAACGGUUACCAAGAGAAGAACAAGUUCAUUGCAGCUCAAGGGCCAAAGGAGGAGACGGUAAACGACUUCUGGAGAAUGAUCUGGGAACAGAACACCGCCACCAUCGUGAUGGUGACCAACUUGAAGGAGAGAAAAGAGAAAUCCAUACAGCGGCAAUCUCUCUGUGUGUCUCAGUGUAAGUGUGCCCAGUACUGGCCUGACCAGGGCUGCUGGACCUACGGCAACAUCCGGGUCUCUGUGGAAGACAUGAUGGUGCUGGUGGACUACACCAUCCGCAAGUUCUGCAUCCAACAGGUGGGGGAUGUGGGGGGUAAGAAGCCCCAGCGGCUGGUGACCCAGUUCCACUUCACCAGCUGGCCAGACUUUGGCGUUCCCUUCACACCCAUCGGCAUGCUUAAGUUCCUCAAGAAGGUCAAGACCUGCAACCCCCAGUACUCCGGCCCCAUCGUGGUCCACUGCAGUGCGGGGGUGGGGAGGACAGGUACCUUCAUAGUGAUAGACGCCAUGUUGGAUAUGAUGAACACCGAGAGGAAGGUGGACGUCUUUGGCUUCGUCACGCGCAUCAGAGCCCAGCGCUGCCAAAUGGUCCAGACCGACAUGCAAUACGUGUUCAUCUUCCAGGCCAUGCUGGAGCACUACCUGUACGGAGACACAGAGCUGGAGGUGACCUCCCUGGAGUCCCACCUGGCUAAGCUCUACGCCCCCUCCGCCGCCGGCUGUGGGGGCAUGGAAGCAGAGUUCAAGAAGCUGACCUCCAUCAAGAUCCAGAACGACAAGAUGAGGACAGGCAACCUGCCGGCAAACAUGAAGAAGAACAGAGUUCUCCAGAUCAUCCCAUACGAGUUCAACAGAGUGAUCAAUCCAGUCAAGAGAGGGGAGGAGAGCACGGAUUAUGUCAACGCUUCCUUCAUUGAUGGCUACCGUCAGAAGGACUCGUACAUGGCCAGUCAGGGCCCGCUGCAGCACACCAUCGAAGACUUCUGGAGGAUGAUCUGGGAGUGGAGGAGCUGCUCCAUAGUCAUGCUCACUGAGCUGGAGGAGAGAGGACAGGAAAAGUGUGCUCAGUAUUGGCCCAGUGACGGGGUGAUGGUGUGUGGUGACCUCUCCAUCGAGCUAAAGAGGGAGGAGGAGAGUGAGAGCUACACUGUUAGAGACCUCCUGGUUACCAACAACCGGGAGAACAAGGCUCGCGCGGUGAGGCAGUUCCAUUUUCAUGGCUGGCCGGAGGUGGGCAUCCCCGGCGACGGAAAGGGGAUGAUCAACAUCAUCGCCGCGGUCCAGAAGCAGCAGCAACAAUCUGGCAACCACCCCAUCACUGUCCACUGCAGUGCGGGCGCGGGGCGGACGGGGACCUUCUGUGCCCUGAGCACGGUCCUGGAGCGGGUGAAGGCUGAGGCCAUCCUGGAUGUCUUUCAGACUGUCAAGAGCCUCCGGCUGCAAAGGCCCCACAUGGUGCAGACACUGGAGCAGUACGAGUUCUGCUACAAAGUGGUCCAGGAGUAUAUCGAUGCCUUUUCUGACUACGCCAACUUCAAGUAGGGACCCACACGGGGGGACGGACAUCCGUACACAGUCAUAAACACACACCAAACCCACACGUACCGGACGGAAAGAAAACUUUAACUGUUCACGGCUUAGAUGACUGGGCAGCCUGCGUGCACAGAGGAAAAGGGAAUUGAAGUUUUGUGACGGAGCCAAGUGCAGCGCUGCAGUGUACCGGAGGGAGUGAAUAUCAGAGAUGCCUUCUUGAAUAUUUUGUAAUAUUGAGCUUGUUAAUACGGGCCCCUUGUCCCUAUCCCCCCCCACAUCUAUCCCCCCACAUCUAUCACCCCACAUCUAUCCCCCCACAUCGACACUCCCCAAUCCACCCAAUGUACAUAUACUGUACUUACCCUGUCACAUUUGUGGGUUUUGUUUUUAGGUCAAGUUUAAGUUUGGCUGCAUUUUUAGGGUGACAUAAUGUGUUUUAUGGGUAUGUGUGUGUACAUAGACCGUGCCAGUCAAAGGUUUGGACACACUUACUCAUUCAAGGGUUUUUCUUUAUUUGUUCUUUAUUUCCUACAUUGUAGAAUAAUAGUGAAGACACAAACUAUGAAGU